AGCAUGCGGCCCGGUGAGAGCUUAGAGGGCUCGCGCUCGGCUCGCGGAAGAUGCGUUGAUGCAAAUCACUUGGCUUGCAGCGGCACGGAACGCUGCCUCGCGCGCCUCUCGCCGCGGGGGAGGACGACGACGAAGAUGGGGGUGAUGAUGAUGAUGAUGAGGAGGAGGAUGAUGAUGGUGAUGAGGGGCACGGAGGACGGGAGGAUGACGGUGAUGCGCUGCUUUCUGUGGACCCUCGUCCUGGGCUCGCUGUCUUCGCGCGCGCAAGGUUUUAUCUACACUUGCGGGGGUACACUAAAAGGCCGUAAUGGCAGUAUAGAGUCACCCGGCUUUCCCUAUGGCUACCCCAACGGGGCAAACUGCACCUGGGUCAUUGUUGGAGAAGAAGGAAGUAGAAUUCAGCUCACCUUCUUGUCAUUUGCCAUAGAAGAAGAAUAUGACUUCCUGUCCUUGUAUGAUGGACACCCACACCCUGCUAACUUCAGGACCAGGUUAACAGGUUUCCAGGCCCCUCCACCUGUCACCAGUACAGGGAAUGUUUUCUCCCUGAGGUUAACCAGUGACUUUGCCGUUUCUGCUCACGGUUUCAAGCUCAACUAUGAAGAACUCCACAGUACGUCUUGUGGGAAUCCUGGUGUUCCACCUAAAGCAGUACUAAGCAGCAGUGGCCGUUUUGCAGUAGGAGAUCGUGUGCAGUACAGCUGUGUCCCCGGCUAUGUCUUAGAUGGUCAUGCCACGCUCACAUGCAUCACCAACGCUGCAAACACCGCAGUCUGGGACUUUCCUGCUCCAAUUUGUCGAGCUGAGGACACAUGUGGGGGCACUGUGAGGGGCGGCAGUGGGGUGGUGACCAGUCCCGGUUACCCCGGCAACUAUGGUAACCAAGCCGACUGUACUUGGAUCCUAUUGGCCGAACCUGGAGACACCAUCUCUGUCAUCUUUACAGACUUCCAGACCGAAGAAAAGUAUGACUACCUAGAAGUGGAGGGCUCCGAACCGCCAACCAUUUGGUUGUCAGGCAGUAACGUCCCCGCUCCGAUUGUUAGCAACAAGAACUGGCUUCGGCUGCAUUUUGUGUCUGAUAGCAACCACCGUUACCGAGGUUUCAGUGCACAUUAUCAAGUGAAGCGAUCAGUAGAUUUUAAAUCGCGAGGCGUUAAAUUAUUCCCUGGCAAAGACUCCAGCAACAAGUUUUCAAUAUUAAAUGAAGGGGGAGUGAGACAGGCGUCUAACUCUUGCCCUGACCCCGGAGAACCAGAGAAUGGAAAACGUCAUGGCAAUGACUUCAGCAUUGGCAGUGUGGUGCAGUUCAGUUGUGAAGAGGACUAUGUACUUCAGGGCAGUAAAACCAUCAGCUGUCAAAGAGUGGCCGAAGUUUUUGCAGCCUGGAGUGACCACCGACCAGUGUGUAAAGUGAAGACUUGUGGCAGUAAUCUUCAGGGGCCGUCUGGAACCUUUACGUCUCCUAACUUCCCGAUUCAGUAUGACAGCAAUGCACAGUGUGUGUGGAUAAUUACAGCAUCAAAUCCCAACAAGGUGAUCCAGAUCAACUUUGAGGAGUUUGACCUCGAAAUCGCCUAUGACACCCUAACGAUAGGUGACGGAGGAGAGGUGGGAGAUCCUACAACGAUUCUACAAGUCCUAUCAGGUAGCUUUGUGCCUGACCUGAUUGUCAGCAUGACCCACCAGAUGUGGCUGCACCUACAGUCGGACGAGAGCGUUGGAUCCAUAGGCUUUAAGAUCAACUAUAAAGAAAUAGAUAAAGAGAGUUGUGGUGACCCUGGAACUCCUCUCUAUGGAAUAAGAGAAGGUGACAACUUCUCCAAUGGGGGAAUCCUGAGGUUUGAGUGCCAGUUUGGCUUUGAGCUGAUUGGCGAAAAAACAAUCUCCUGCCAAGACAAUAACCAGUGGUCUGCAAACAUCCCGAUAUGUAUUUUCCCCUGCAUGUCCAACUUCACAGCUCCCUCAGGAACCGUUCUCUCUCCAGAUUACCCAGAAGGCUAUGGGAACAACAUGAAUUGUGUCUGGCUCAUCCAAUCAGAUCCAGGCUCCAGAAUACACUUGGCAUUUAAUGAUUUUGACCUUGAGGCACCUUACGAUUCUCUAACUGUGAAAGACGGCGAGACGAACGAUGCUUCUGUCAUUGGGAGAUUCUCUGGAGCUGAAAGUCCUUCCCAUCUGACAUCUAACACCAACACGCUGAGGUUGGAGUUUCAAGCUGAUCACUCCAUGUCUGGAAGAGGAUUUAACAUCACAUACAGCACAUUUGGCCAUAAUGAGUGCCCAGACCCUGGCAUCCCCAUCAAUGCUCGCCGCUUUGGGGACAGCUUUCAGCUUGGCAGCUCUAUUUCCGUGGUGUGUGAGGAUGGUUUUAUCAAAACCCAAGGAACUGAGACCAUCACCUGUCAGUUAGAAAGAGGAAAAGUCAUGUGGAGUGGGCCUAUUCCUAAAUGUGAAGCUCCAUGUGGAGGCCACUAUUCAGCUGCAAGUGGAGUCAUUUUGUCUCCCGGGUGGCCCGGUUACUACAAGGAUUCCCUCAGCUGUGAGUGGGUGAUUGAAUCGGAGCCAGGACGUUCUAUCAAAAUUGCAUUUGACAGGUUCCAGACAGAGUUGGGUUAUGACUUCCUUGAGAUCCACGAUGGACCGAACCUCCUCUCUCCUCUGAUUGGCUCCUUCAAUGGCACCCAGGUGCCCCAGUUUCUGUUCAGCAGCAGCAACUUCCUCUAUCUCCUGUUCACCACGGAUAACAGCCGCUCCAAUGUCGGCUUUAAAAUACUCUACGAAAGCGUUACGGUGGACAGCUACUCAUGCUUGGAUCCUGGCAUACCUGUUAACGGUAUUCGUUAUGGACAAGAUUUUUCCAUCGGCUCCACUGUGUCCUUUGGUUGUGAUUCGGGCUACAGACUCAGUCACGAGGAGCCGCUGGUCUGUGAAAAGAAUCACUGGUGGAGCCAUCCCUUACCUACUUGUGACGAAUAUACGCUGGAGCCAUGUGAGGACCCCGGGAUGCCUCACUUCGGCAGGAGAAACGGCUACAGUUUUGGAGUUGGGGACACGUUGUCCUUCUCCUGCAACAUGGGGUACCGCCUGGAGGGGGCACCAGAGUUGAUCUGCCUGGGAGGAGGGCGGAGAAUGUGGAGCGCUCCUUUACCUCGAUGUGUUGCUGAGUGCGGUUCUUCAGUCAUAAAUAAUGAAGGAAUACUACUCUCUCCAAACUACCCAAUGAACUAUGAUAACAACCAUGAGUGCAUCUACAGUAUCCAGGUGCAAGCAGGAAAAGGUAUCAACAUCUCUGCUAGAACCUUUCAUCUUGCCCAGGGCGAUAUUCUCAAGAUUCAUGAUGGCAAAGACAACACCGCCCAGGUUCUUGGGGCAUUUACUGGGUCCUCCAUGUUGGGCCUCACUCUGAUUUCCACAUCAAACCACCUCUGGCUGGAGUUUUACAGCGAUGCAGAAGAUACUGGAGAAGGAUUCAAAUUAGUAUACUCAAGUUUUGAGUUGUCUCACUGCGAGGACCCUGGUGUGCCUCAGUUUGGCUUCAAAGUCAACGACCAAGGCCACUUCUCCGGGAGCAGCAUCACAUACAGAUGUGAGCCUGGAUACACUCUGCAUGGGGCUUCAACACUGAAGUGCAUGACGGGGGAAAGGAGAGCCUGGGAUAACCCUCUGCCUUCUUGCAUAGCGGAGUGCGGUGGUCGAUUUAAGGGUGAGUCUUCAGGGAGGAUUCUGUCUCCUGGAUAUCCUUUUCCUUAUGACAACAACCUCCGCUGCACCUGGACCAUCGAGGUGGACUCAGGGAAUAUCGUAAGUCUGCAGUUCUUGGCCUUUGAUACUGAAGCCAGCCACGACAUGCUGAAGGUUUGGGACGGGCCACCUGAGAAUGAGAUGUCCCUGGCGGAGCUCAGUGGGUCUCUGAUCCCAGAGGGGAUCCACUCCACGCUGAACACGGUCACCGUUCAGUUCGAGACCGACUUUUACAUCAGCAAGUCAGGCUUUGCUAUUGAGUUCUCCAGCUCUGUAGCUACAGCCUGCAGGGACCCAGGUGUGCCAAUGAACGGUAGUCGUAGCGGAGAUGGCCGUGAGCCGGGGGAUUCGGUGUCCUUUCUGUGCGACCCUGGUUACGAGCUCCAGGGGGAUGACAAAAUAACCUGCAUACAAGUGGAUAACAGAUACUACUGGCAGCCCAGCCCGCCUGUCUGCAUAGCACCUUGUGGAGGAAACCUGACAGACUCCAAUGGAUUUAUACUCUCUCCUAACUACCCACAUCCCUACCCUCACUCGAAGGACUGUGACUGGCUCAUUGCUGUCAACUCCGACUAUGUCUUGUCACUGGCUUUUAUCAGAUGUGAGUGCUAUGGGCUGAAAGUCAUUAAGGCAGGAUGCUGCAGAGGUCUUUGGGAUGGGGACAACAGUGGAAGUCUUGAAGAUGGUGGGAACAAUACACUGGCUCAGAGACAGGUUAAAUAUAUUGGUAAACACCUUGUUCUCUUUGGUCAGUUUGUGUUGUUCCAGACGUCCCUGAAUGAUGUUGUAGAGAUUUAUGAUGGACCCACCCAACAGAACACUCUUCUGUCCUCUCUUUCUGGUUCUCACUCUGGUGAGUCUCUCCCUCUGAGUUCGGGAAAUCAGAUUACAGUCAAGUUUACUACAGUUGGACCAGAAACUGCUAAAGGAUUUCAUUUUGUCUACCAAGCCGUGCCUCGAACCAGCUCCACUCAGUGCAGUUCAGUCCCAGAGCCACGCUUUGGGAAACGUCUUGGUAACGACUUUGCUGUUGGCUCAUUGGUGCAAUUUGAGUGCAACCCUGGCUAUGUCCUACACGGCUCUUCUGCCAUUCGUUGUGAGAGUGUACCAGACAACCUGGCACAAUGGAAUGACACCCUGCCAACUUGCAUGGUCCCUUGUGGAGGUGUACUGACCUCCCGCCGUGGAACCAUCCUGUCACCGGGCUAUCCAGAGCCAUAUAACAACAACCAGAACUGUGUGUGGAAGGUCUCUGUUCCAGAAGGGGCUGGAAUACAGAUACAAGUGGUGAGUUUUGCUACUGAGCAUAACUGGGACUCAUUGGAUUUCUAUGACGGUGCUGACAACCACGCACCAAGACUGGGAAGCUACUCUGGCACCACCAUCCCCCCGCUCCUGAACAGCACAUCUAACAACCUAUAUCUCAGCUUUAGCUCCGAUAUCAGUGUCUCAGCUGCUGGAUUUCACCUGGAAUAUACAGCUAUCGGUCUGGAGUCGUGUCCAGAGCCUCAAAUCCCAAACUAUGGAAUCAGACAAGGAGACAGAUUCAUGGUGGGGGAUGUUGUACAGUUUUCAUGUGAACAAGGAUACUCUCUUCAGGGCAACGCCCACAUCACCUGUAUGCCUGGACCAGUCAGAAGAUGGAACUACCCUGUUCCACUGUGUCUUGCCCAGUGUGGUGGUACUAUGGCAGAUGUAAGUGGAGUUAUUCUAAGUCCAGGUUACCCCGGCAACUAUCCCAGUGGAUUAGACUGCACAUGGACGGUCAACUUACCUGUUGGCUUUGGUAUUCAUCUUCAGUUUUUAAACUUCUCCACUGAAGCGAUCCAUGAUUACUUAGAGAUCCGAAGUGGAACACUGGAAAUGGGCUCGGUGAUUGACCGGUUCAGCAGUCCGGUUAUCCCUAAACCUCUCUUCAGCACCACCCAUCAAACCACCUUCUUUUUCCACAGCGACUACUCACAAAACAAGCCGGGGUUCCACAUCACGUACCAAGCCUACCAGCUCCAGAGCUGUCCAGACCCUCGGCCUUAUCGAAACGGCAUCGUGAUCGGCACAGACUUCAGUGUUGGGAUGACGGUGUCGUUUGAAUGUUUGCCUGGCUAUUCUCUGAUUGGAGAAGCUUCACUGACGUGUUUACAUGGCAUCAGCAGGAACUGGAACCACCCACUUCCACGAUGUGAAGCCUUGUGUGGCGGCAACAUCACGUCACUCAAUGGAACCAUUUACUCUCCGGGACACCCCGAGGAAUAUCCAAACUUCCAGGACUGUGUGUGGAGUGUUAGAGUUCCACCGGGACAUGGGAUUUAUAUCAACUUUACCGUUCUGAGCACUGAGCCCAUAUAUGACUACAUUACUGUUUGGGACGGUCCAGAUCAGUCAUCCCCCCAGAUCGGUCAGUUUAGUGGGAACACGGCUUUGGAAUCUGUUUAUUCAACAUCCAACAUCAUCCUCAUUAAAUUCCACUCGGACUUCUCUGGAUCCGGCUUUUUUGUCCUGAGUUAUCACGCCUACCAAUUAAGGGUUUGCCAGCCUCCUCCAGAGGUGCCCAAUGCUGACAUACUGAUGGAGGACGGCGAGCUGGAGAUAGGUGACAUCAUCAGAUACAAAUGCCAUCCUGGAUUCUCAUUGGUUGGCAGUGAGAUUCUAACCUGUCGCUUAGGAGAGCGACUACAGAUGGAUUCUCCACCUCCAAUGUGCCAAGUUCAGUGUCCCGCCCACGACGUGCGAUACGACUCAUCGGGCGUCAUCCUGAGCCCAGGCUGGCCAGAAAGUUACCCGAACCUCCAAAUGUGCUCAUGGAGCGUUAACGUGGAGAAGGGCUACAAUGUCACCAUAACCUUUGAGAGCUUCCACACGGAGAGAGAAUUUGACGUGCUGGAGAUUUUCGAUGGCUCCACACCCAACAGCCCAACUCUGGCGACGCUGAGCGGUGACCUGCCAACACCGUUUAACAUCACAACCUCUGGACACCAGUUUCUAGUCCGCUGGUCCUCGGACCAUGGCACCAACAAGAAAGGCUUCAAAGUCCGCUAUGUUGCUCUGUACUGCUCCACCCCAGACUCCCCCCUCCACGGCUCCAUAUCUUCCCAGACUGGUGGUCAUGUCAACAGUGUGGUGCGGUGGGCUUGUGACCGUGGUUACCGCCUCAUAGGCAAUGUCACAGCAACCUGCCGUCGCACUCUUCUGGGAUACCAUGCCUGGGACUCGCCAGUGCCCGCCUGUCAAGCUGUCUCAUGCGGGCCACCGAAGGCUCCUAUAAACGGCGGGGUGCUAACGGCUGACUACUCUGUGGGAACGAGAGUUUCCUAUUUUUGUAACGAUGGGUACAGGCUCUCCAGUAAAGAACUGACAUCAGCCAUCUGUCAGCCUGACGGAACAUGGAGCAACCACAAUAAAAUCCCAAGAUGCUCUGUUGUUGUAUGCCCAAGCAUCGGGUCCUUUUCUCUGGAGCAUGGCCGAUGGAGGAUUGUCAAUGGCUCUCACUAUGAGUACAGAACUCGCAUUGUGUUCACCUGCGACCCCGGAUACUACAGAUUAGGCCCUGCCCACAUCCAGUGCUUAGCCAAUGGCGUGUGGAGCUGGAAAAACGAGAGGCCACACUGUCAGAUUAUCUCCUGCGGUGAGCUGCCUUCUCCUCCCAAUGGGAAGAAGAUUGGUACUCAGACAACAUUUGGGGCUACAGCCAUCUUUACCUGCGAUGCGGGCUUCAUGCUGGUGGGGUCAGCUGUCAGAGAGUGCCUGUCAUCUGGGCUUUGGAGUGGAACGGAAACACGAUGUUUAGCUGGUCAUUGUGGAAUCCCAGAAGGCAUUGUGAAUGGUCAAGUGAUUGGGGAGAACUUUGGGUAUCGAGACACAGUUGUGUAUCAGUGUCUGCCUGGCUAUCGCCUCAUAGGCUCAUCUGUUCGGAUCUGUCUUCAAGACAACCAGUGGUCCGGACAGCUGCCCGUCUGCAUACCGAUCAGCUGUGGUCAUCCAGGAAGUCCCAUUUAUGGCCGUACGGUGGGAAAUGGCUUCAACCUCAACGAUGUUGUCAGCUUUGUUUGCAAUCGAGGUUACGAAAUGGAGGGGCCCGCACGUGCUCAGUGCCAGGCCAACCGCCAGUGGAGCCAACCGCCCCCAACGUGUAAAGUUGUCAAUUGCUCCGAUCCUGGAAUCCCAGCCAACUCCAUUCGGCAGAGUAAAAUAGAGCAUGGCAACUUUACAUUUGGCACAGUGGUGUUCUACGACUGUAACCCAGGAUAUUACCUGUUUGGAUCACCUGUACUGUCCUGCCAACCUACAGGACAGUGGGACAAACCACUUCCUGAAUGUAUAGUUGUAGAUUGUGGCCAUCCAGGCACCCCCCCUAACGGUCUGCUGAGUGGAGAUAAGUUUACAUUUGGUUCGACAGUUCGAUACUCCUGUCUGGGUGGGAGACAGCUGAAAGGAGAAUCGUCCCGGACGUGUCAACUUAAUGGCAUGUGGAGCACCCCUAUGCCCUUCUGCUCUGGUGACAUUGCCGGUACUUGUGGUGAUCCCGGCAUCCCCUCCCACAGUUCCAGAGAACAAACAGACUUCAGGAUCCGUUCCAAGGUCUUCUUUGCCUGCACAGAAGGCUUUGAACUCAUUGGAUCUUCAGAAAGGAUGUGCUUUCCCAAUGGGACCUGGUCUGGCACGCAGCCCUUCUGCAAACCUGUCCAGUGUGGUAAUCCUGGGACUCCAAGUAAUGGCAGAGUGUUUCGUCUCGAUGGAACAACGUUCUUUCAUUCUGUCAUCUACUCCUGCAUGGACGGAUACCUGCUCACUGGUACCACCACCCGUCAGUGUCAGGCCAACGGGACGUGGUCAGGAGUUCAACCCAACUGUUCCAAACCAACCAAAACCAGCUGUGAUAACCCAGGAACGCCUCGCUACGGUGCCUUGAAUCGAACCUACGGUUUCAAGGUGGGAAGUGUGGUGUCAUUUCAGUGCCAUCCAGGUCAUUUGCUUCAGGGAUCUUCUUCUCGAACCUGCCAGCCUGAUCUGACUUGGAGUGGAACACAACCCGAGUGCAUACCUCACGCUUGUAAGCAGCCAGAGAGCCCUCUCCAUGUGGACGUGGUGGGAAUGGACCUGCCGGGGUUCGGCUACACGCUUGUGUACAGCUGUCAGCAUGGAUACUUCCUGGCAGGGGGCUCAGAACACAGAGUCUGCAAGAGUGAUGGCACUUGGACUGGAAAGAUGCCAAUAUGUCGAGCUGGAGAAAAGAAGAAACCUGUGAAGCCAGUAACAGGAACACCCAGUCCAAAACUCAACGUUCCAGAUGAUGUUUUCGCACCAAACUACAUAUGGAAGGGCUCCUACAAUUACCGCGGCAGGAAGCAGCCUAUGACACUGAGCAUCACCAGCUUCAACUCCACAACCGGGAGAGUCAAUGUUACCCUUAGCAACGGCAACCUAGAACUGCUCCUGUCAGGAGUCUAUAAAGCUUCUGAGGCCAGAUUGAUGCUUCUGAUGUAUCAGGUGAACUACGUUAACCAGGGAAGUCAACUAAAAGACGCAGCCAUCUCUCCAGCCAAGAUCAUGGACGACUCCUGGACCAUGGAUGGAUUUGUAUCGGCAGAACCUGAUGGUUCUAGUUACGUUUUCCAGGGUUUUAUUCAGGGUAAAGACUACGGACAGUUUGGACUGCAGAGACUGGGUCUGAACAUGUCAGAGAGUCAGAACUCGCCACCACCUCAGCUCGGUACCAACAGCAGCUCUGUGGCUAUUGCUAUUCUGGUGCCUUUCUUUGCUCUGAUCUUCACUGGCUUUGGCUUCUAUCUCUACAAGCAAAGAACCACACCAAAAACUCAGUACACAGGCUGUUCAGUCCAUGAAAACAACAACGGCCAGGCUGCCUUUGAGAAUCCCAUGUACAACACGAACGCCAAAGCUGUCGAGGGGAAGGCUGUGCGAUUCGAUCCAAAUCUAAACACUGUUUGCACCAUGGUCUAAGGAUUGAUCAUCUUGAACUUGACUCAGAUAUCUAAUGGGACCACAAUCAGUACAAGGCUGUGGAAAGUGGAGGAACUCCUUGAACUAAAAAACUUCAACAACACAAUCUAUAUGCCAAUAACAACCAACCUUCACUUUGAGUCCAGUAUCGCCUCGACUGAAAGCCAAAGCCAGCGUUGGUUCCCUCGACUAAAAGCAUCCUGUAUUCACUGACGGAAAUUAACAUCUACUGUCUUGAAGUGAGGCGUCAAUCGGAGUAAACUCGCAAUGAGAUCUGACAACGCGCUCUAGUCUCUAACUCCUAAUUCCAAGCAAAGUCACACAUACUUUUACUUUUCAGUACUAAUGAGUAAGCCAUCUGUGAGUUGAACAUCGUGACAUGUC
This is a messenger RNA of Nematolebias whitei (Rio pearlfish), 10086 nucleotides long. RefSeq names its product CUB and sushi domain-containing protein 3. Bases 4 to 9702 code for a protein of 3232 amino acids. The record is from RefSeq and is a predicted model, not a curated record. Lineage: Eukaryota; Metazoa; Chordata; Actinopteri; Cyprinodontiformes; Rivulidae. The transcript has 64 exons.